Cataglyphis hispanica is the source of this 4544-nucleotide messenger RNA. RefSeq names its product thrombospondin-4 (gene Tsp). Gene Ontology annotation, cellular component: extracellular region. The coding region runs from base 205 to 4302 and encodes 1365 amino acids. Lineage: Eukaryota; Metazoa; Arthropoda; Insecta; Hymenoptera; Formicidae. The transcript is spliced from 15 exons. The record is from RefSeq and is a predicted model, not a curated record. Gene Ontology annotation, biological process: cell adhesion. Gene Ontology annotation, molecular function: calcium ion binding.
UCGCGGACGGUUCGUGUCCGCGCCUCAGUCGGCGGCCGUGCUUUCUGUAUCCGCGCGCGUGCCGUCUGAGACGAGAAAACGCGUAACGGAGCUACAAUUAACAGGGAGGGAAGACGUACUCUUCGAAUCUCCUCUCUUUUCUCUGCUUAAAAAUUCCAUCGCGGAAAGUUUAAUUAACGGAGUGAGUCGGAAACGCGUCACAGGAUGCGUGUCCUGACCUUGUUGAUUCUCGGGCUACUAAUCGUCUGCGUUGUCGAGGGUAGCGUCAUCCGCGACGAAGCCUUAACUGCGAACCUGCAAGAUGUGCGGUACGAAGAAGAAUUUAUUAUUGCCUUGUCGAACAUCAAAGUUAAGAAGAAAGCCAGCAAUUCGAUCGAGACUCUAUUAGCCGUAAAAUAUAAACAAACAAAAACCAAAAUGAUACUCAAACUGGAUCGACGAAGGAAGCGCGUUAUACUCGAGAGCCACGACGAUAGGGGCCGACGCAGCUUCGCGUAUGUCAACGUAGACUCCCUUUCGGUAAGCACGCCUUUGAAGAACCUGAUUAUCCUGGUAAAUCAGAAUCGACUCAAUGCCCGCAUGGAUGUUUAUGCCGAGUGCGUCUACGAAGGCUCUAUACCGCUCAAAAAAACCUUCCGCAGCAUAGCCGAGAACGAGGACCCGUUCACAGAAGUGUUUAGAGAACGAACAUACCGGGUGAAAGUGUAUCACCUCAACAUCAUCGAGGCGAUGAAGAAGCAACAUUGUCCCGAUAAUCUAAUCGAUCUAAUGCCUCCGACAAUUGAAAAUUCGCAACAGCCGAAUUAUACGAAAAUUCCUAAUCAAUCUGAUGGGACCGAUGGUGAUGAAUCGACUACAUUGGAUCAAAAUAAUAAUUCUACACCAUCCGUUGACCAAAAUAACUCAAAAUAUCCGAAUGACACAAAAACUCCUGGUGAAAAGAAUGAUCACGAUCGACCAAACAAAAAGCCGCGACCUUCAGGAAGUAAUAAAAAACCUGAUAAAUAUAAUCCAAACGGCUCUUCCGACUCGUUCUCACCUCCUGACAAAGCGAAUGAGAUGGAUAACCUUGAUUAUCCAGAAUUUCCCUCUUCACCGUUUAAUUUCCAACCAUUGCAUUCUACCACGGGAUAUCGCCCUACUAAACGACCUAAGAAACCUCAAUCAGGUACAGGACCCAAUGGAUCGAAUGAACACAGUCCCAAUAAAUCUGUAAACUCGGACGAGAUGGAUGACUUAGAUGGAUCUUCGAAACAUCGUCCCACUAAACGUCCUAAGAAACAGCAGACCCACUCAAGUACAGGACCUAAUGGAUCAAAUCAACACAACAACCCAAAUAAACCUGAAAAAUCGGACGAGAUGGAUGGCUCAGAUGAAUCUUCGAAACAUCGUCCCACUAAGCGUCCUAAAAAACCGAAGUCUCAAUCAGGUACGGGACACAAUGGAUCGAAUGGUCCCGAUAAAUCUGGAGGAUUGGACAAGAUUAAUGAUCUUGACUAUCCAGAUGAGUUUUAUUCUUCACCGUUACCGUCUCCAUAUUCUAACGAACAGUAUCAUCCUUCCAAACCAUGGACGAAAGAUGGAUCGGGCGAAUUCGAUGAAUUGAAUCCACAUAAUUCUAACAAGAAUCCUUUUCCAACAUCAGAUGAGUUUGGAUCUCCCGAUAAGCUUAAUCGACCUGGUCGAAGUCCACAUGUACCCGACGAAUAUGAAUAUCCGGAUGACACGCAUGUGUCGUUACCUAAUAAAAGACAACCCGUAAGAGGCGACAUUGGAAUCCAAAGUCUGGAUGAAAGAGUCUGCCAGACCGACGAUCGAAUCGUGAAAACCUUGAACGAAUUAAUCAACGUCACCAGGAAAUUCGGGAGGGAACUAGAACUAAAUAGGCAGGAAACACAACAUCUUCGUCGAUUGAUCGAAAACUGCGCGGCGUGUCGUACACCCAUCGUGCCACCACUGCCGCUGCUCACGUGCGAUCCUUCACCGUGCUACCCCGGCGUCGAAUGCCAUCAGACAUCGAGGGGACCUCAGUGCGGUCCCUGUCCCCGCGGUUAUACCGGAAAUGGACGGGCCUGCAACAAAAUCAACGUCAUCACCUGCGUCAAUCGACCGUGCUUCCAGGGAGUGCGUUGUUACGAUGCCAGCGACGGUUACAAAUGCGGUAGAUGUCCCAUGGGAUACGUCGGCGAUGGCGUAAGAUGCGAUAGGCAAAGAAACCCAUGCGAAACACAUCCCUGCCAUCCGGAAGUCAAGUGUUAUCCGAUUUACAGUCCACCAUAUUUUAGAUGCGGUCCGUGUCCAUUGGGAUAUGUGGGUAACGGCACGGUCUGCCACGAUGCCAACGAAUGCGAGCUGGCUCGACCCUGUUUUCCCGGAGUACGGUGCAUCAAUCUCCAUCCCGGAUACAGAUGCGACAGAUGUCCGGCAGGUUACACCGGACCUAUGACCGAAGGUGUCGGUGUCGAGAUGGCCAGGACAAAAGUACAAAUUUGUCGGGAUGUAAACGAAUGCGAAAUCAACAACGGCGGAUGCCAUCGUGAUUCGGAAUGCAUUAACACGGAGGGAUCUUAUAGAUGUGGUCGUUGUAAAGCCGGUUACAUCGGUAAUCAAACAGUGGGAUGUCAUCUUCAACAAGAUCUCUGUCCGGAUAUGGUAACAGUCUGUGAUGUCAAUGCUAAUUGCAUCGCCACGUACUUCAACGAAUACUCGUGCAAGUGUCGCACCGGUUGGGCCGGAAAUGGAUUCUCUUGCGGUCCUGACACUGAUAGCGACGGUUUCCCCGACAGGAGUCUGCACUGCCACGAUCAUCGCUGUCAAGUCGACAAUUGUCCGACGGUACCGAACAGCGGGCAAGAAGACGCCGAUGAAGACGGGUCUGGCGAUGCUUGCGACGACGACGCCGAUAAUGACGGCGUAUUGAAUUAUGCUGACAAUUGUAUAAAUAUUUAUAAUCCGAAUCAAAUGGACACGGACGCAGACAAAAUCGGCGACGAAUGUGACAAUUGCCCGACAGUUCCGAAUCCGAAGCAGAGAGACUUAGACGACGAUAACAUAGGCGAUGAGUGCGAUAGCGAUAUGGAUGGCGACGGUUUCGAAAAUACCCAGGAUAAUUGUCCCAUGAUAAAGAAUCCUAAUCAGCGUGACACCGAUAUGGAUGGCAUCGGCGAUGCCUGCGACAAUUGUCCGAAUAUUAGCAAUCCCGACCAGGCGGACAUUGACAGCGACAGCGUCGGGGACGUUUGCGACACCGACAUGGAUCACGACAGGGAUGGUGUUCAGGAUGAUAGGGACAAUUGUCCGGACGUAGCGAAUCCCGGACAGAACGAUCUCGAUCACGAUAACAUCGGCGACGAAUGCGAUAAUGACAUUGAUGGCGAUAAUAUAAUGAACGCGAUCGACAACUGUCCUUAUGUGUACAAUCCGGAUCAACUUGACAUCAAUCACGACGGUAUCGGCGAUAUCUGUUGGAAUGACAAUGACAACGACACAGUUAUCAAUUCUCACGACAACUGUCCCAACAAUAGUUUAAUAUGGGCGACAGACUUCCGGAAAUACAAGACCAUCAACCUCGAUCCUCUCGGUACAUCGCAAGAAGAUCCUGUAUGGAGAAUUCAUAACGACGGGGCAGAAAUUUGGCAGCUUCUCAAUAGCGAUCCUGGAAUCGCUAUAGGACCGGAUGUGUUCAUCGGCGUCGAUUUCGAGGGAACCUUUUAUGUCGAUGACAAAGACGACGACGACGAUUUCGUGGGCUUCGUUUUUGGCUAUCAGGAUCCUCGACAUUUCUACGUUGUUUCCUGGAAAAAAGGUGCGCAAGUUUAUUGGAUGGGAUCACCGUUCCGCGCCCAUACCGAACCCGGCAUUACAUUGAAACUCGUCCAGUCCGAAACUGGACCGGGCGAGAUGCUGCGAAAUAGUCUCUGGCACAUGUAUGAUAUUCCCAAUGAGGUGAAGAUCCUCUGGAGAGAUCCAAAGCAAAUGGGCUAUCAGCAAAGAGUAUCGUACAGAUGGUAUUUGACACACAGGCCAAAGAUUGGCCUGAUUAGAUUCUGGUUAUAUCAGGGAACGCAAUUAGUAACUGAUUCCGGAAAUUUGUUCGACUCGACGUUGCAAGGCGGUAAAAUAGGUGUCUACUGUUUCUCGCAGGCGGGAAUCAUCUGGUCCGAUUUACUGUACAAGUGUGAAGAAACCGUGCCUCGAUCCAUAUGGGACGAAUUACCUGAUAAUCUAAAGAAAGAAGUUCAAGUGGGAAUUGAAACAGGUCACCAGCAGCAAAUAACAAACCGAAUGAAUUACGAUUUCUAAAACAGAUUCUCGGUGAAAAAAACGAGUCAAUAAAAAGUGGCAGGGAUUACGAGAAAAUUUAAGAAUCUCCGUAAUUUUAAUUCUGAAAUAAUCAUGGAGUCAUAUCUAUGCGAAUUAUAAUAUUUGCUAUAAUCAAUCGUCAAAUUGCAAUUCUUUGUGAGAAGUUUUGUACAUUUCUUAGGUAUAUAUAGACAUCUUGUAACACAGAUAUUUAAUAUUGCAGAAUAUAUGUGUGAAUAUUA